Ilex paraguariensis (yerba mate) is the source of this 1068-nucleotide messenger RNA. Lineage: Eukaryota; Viridiplantae; Streptophyta; Magnoliopsida; Aquifoliales; Aquifoliaceae. The record is from the annotation of a GenBank genome assembly.
AUGGGAAGAUCACCUUGUUGUGAUAAGAAUGGACUUAAAAAAGGUCCAUGGACCUCAGAAGAGGAUCUUAAGCUCAUUCAAUACAUUCAGAUGCAUGGACCAGGCAACUGGAGAACCCUUCCAAAGAAUGCAGGGUUACAAAGAUGUGGAAAGAGUUGUCGUCUUCGUUGGACAAACUACUUGAGGCCUGAUAUCAGGCGAGGCAGAUUUUCCUUUGAAGAAGAAGAGGCUGUAAUCCAAUUACACAGUGUUCUGGGGAACAAAUGGUCAGCCAUCGCAGCUCGUUUGCCCGGAAGAACAGACAAUGAAAUCAAGAACUAUUGGAACACCCAUAUUAGAAAAAGGCUACUCCGAAUGGGUAUUGAUCCGGUGACUCAUAGUCCUCGUCUUGAUCUUCUAGACCUUUCAUCUUUACUCGGCUCAACUCAGCUUAAUCUUUCAAACUUACUCGGGCUUCAAGCACUUGUAAACCCAGACCUGAUGAGGCUUACAGCUCUUCUAGCAUCAAGCCAUGAAAACCCUGAUUUGAUAUUGCAGAAACUUCAAGAAAACCAAAUCUGCAAUACCCAAUUGCAAAACCAAAGCCAAAUGUUACAACCCAAUCAAUUUCAAGCUCUUUCCCAUGAAGUUCCUACUUGCAACCCUUCUAGUAGUGUUGCUAACUCAUCAUUUCUAAAUCAAACACUAAUGAUGCAAGGGAACAUGGGGCAAUUUUCGGAGAACACAGUGAACUUGAGUUGCGAAAAUUUCCAAGAAAAUUUGGCAUCUUCAGAUUUUACUGGAAAUUUUGUUACCCUACCAAAUUACUUCUAUUCCGAGACUGAUCAAAUCCUGAAAGAUGCAUCAGAAAACUCAACUUUCCAAACGUUGAACAAUAGCAGCAGCAGCAACAGUAGCCAGAAUUUCAGCUUUGAAUCAGUUAUAUCGACGCCAUUGUCAAGCCCAACGCCCUUGAAUUCGUCAUCCAAAUUCAUCAACAAUGCCAUUGAAGAUGAAAGGGAAAGCUACUGCAGCAACUUGAUGAAGUUUGAAAUCCCCGAAAGUUUAGACUUUGAUGAUUUUAUGUGA